Molecule: messenger RNA, 342 nt
Organism: Trematosphaeria pertusa
Lineage: Eukaryota; Fungi; Ascomycota; Dothideomycetes; Pleosporales; Trematosphaeriaceae
Exons: 1
Coding region: 1-342 (113 amino acids)
Source: RefSeq, a predicted model, not a curated record
AUGCAUACCUUCUCCACGCUGCGCUUCUCCACAAUGGACGUCUGUCUAUUGAAGCCCAUUCCCGCCGAGUGUGGCGACGCUUUGCGUACCGCUUUACCCUUGACCGAGCUGGACGACCGCGACUGCCCUACUCUUCUACGUGGGCUUCGACUAUCUCUCCUGAGCCCAUUGAUGGGUGCCCCUGUCGCUUCCACCUGUCCGGGAGAGUCGCACCAUAAGCACAUCGACGAGCCUUUGCAAGAUGGCCCAGAAGACUCAUAUUGGUACUGCCCGGAGUGUGGAGAUGGGCCCUACCAGUCCUGGAACCCAUGCUGCGCCAACUGCGCGUACAAACGAGGCUAA